This is a messenger RNA of Aspergillus chevalieri, 1461 nucleotides long. It is a transcript of the gene hosA, whose product is annotated as histone deacetylase HOS2. The record is from RefSeq and is a predicted model, not a curated record. The coding region runs from base 1 to 1461 and encodes 486 amino acids. The transcript has a single exon. Gene Ontology annotation, molecular function: histone deacetylase activity. NCBI's taxonomy places the organism in Eukaryota, Fungi, Ascomycota, Eurotiomycetes, Eurotiales, Aspergillaceae.
AUGGCACGCUCAGCAAUAGUCCAGGAAUAUUCAUCAUCAACACCAACCCUCACCCUCGACGAGAGAACCGCCCUCGAGCGCCAGAACAAUGGUAUCCCCCGUCCUCAAGGCUACCGGGUGUCAUGGCACGCCAACCCAGCUGUCGAACCGCACCACUUCGGCCAGUCACACCCCAUGAAGCCAUGGCGGUUAACACUCACAAAACAACUGGUGAUGGCGUACGGGAUGCACCACGCCAUGGACCUCUACCUAGCGCGCGCCGCGACAUACGAAGAAAUGGCCGACUUCCACAAAACAGACUACCUCGAUUUCCUCAAACAAGUGGUCCCAGGGGACAUCGAGAACGCCGAUCAAAGCGAUAAUGUUGCGCGCUUCAACUUCGGCGACGACUGCCCCAUCUUCGACGGCCUCUACAACUACUGCUCCCUCUACGCAGGCGGCACCAUCGACGCCGCCCGCAAGCUCUGCAACAAUCAAUCCGAAAUCGCAGUCAACUGGUCCGGCGGCCUACACCACGCCAAAAAGGCCGAAGCCUCGGGCUUCUGCUACGUCAACGACAUCGUCCUCGGCAUCCUGCAACUCCUACGCCACCACCCCCGCGUCAUGUACAUCGACAUCGACGUGCACCACGGCGACGGCGUCGAGCAGGCCUUCUGGUCCACAGACCGCGUCCUCACCGUCUCCUUCCACAAAUACGACAAAGACAACUUCUUCCCGGGCACCGGCGCCCUCGACUCCACCGGCCCCAACCACCCCCUCAACCCAGGCGCCCACCACGCCCUCAACGUGCCCCUCCACGACGGCAUCGACGAUGACUCCUACAUCCAGCUUUUCCAGGAAGUCAUCGGCGCCUCCGUUGAGACCUACCGCCCAGGCGCCAUCGUCUUGCAAUGCGGCGCCGACUCACUCGGCUGCGACCGCCUGGGCUGCUUCAACCUCAACGUGCGCGCGCACGGCGCCUGCGUCGCCUUCGUGAAAACCUUCAACCUCCCGCUCCUCGUCUGCGGCGGCGGCGGGUACACGCCGCGCAAUGUGUCUCGCGCCUGGGCGCACGAAACCUCCAUCCUGAUCGACGCGCAGGACAUUAUCGACCCGCACAUCCCGAACAGCGUAUCCUUCCGCAACCACUUCGGGCCAGACUUCUCGCUGUUCCCGCCGUUGUCAGAGAUGCGGCGGCUGGAGAAUAAGAAUUCGCGGCCGUACCUGGCGAGUCUGGUGCAGGCGGUUAGGGAGCAGUUGCGGUAUAUUCAGGGGGCACCGAGUGUGCAGAUGAGUUUUAUUCCGCCGGAUAUUCUGGGCCUGAGGGAGGAGACGGAGCAGGAGAUUGAUGAGGAGACGGCGCUGAUUGAGGAAGAGAGGGAGGAACGCGAGGGCGGGGGAAAUGGGGUGAUUCGGGCGCGGAAUAGUCGCAGGAGGGAGUUGGAGAGGGGGGCUGGGUAUCGGGGAGAGUUAUAUUCGUAG